CUCCCCCUCACUGACUAGCACAACCAUCCUCUUAUAACACAAAACUGUGAUCUCAGCACCUCCCCCUAGUCUCUCCCAUUUGCGCGUUCUCUUCGGCGACUCUGCCACAGACCUACCUUCGGCGAGCUCCGUCCUACACUUACCACCUGAGCCGUUUCUCCUCCGCGGCGCAGCGUUCUCCCCGUCCCGCCCGCUCCACAUCGCGUUCAAUCACAUCGGAUAUUUAUUCUUACCCACGAAUCCCCUCGCGCUCUCACGAUUUCUUUCUGUGUGCAUUGAUGGUUAUAACCUGACCCCACGGAAAAAAAAGGAUUUGUGUCUCUCGAGCAUGAGAAGGACUGCCGAAUCAUCCGCAAUCCCGCAUCAAAGAUUGGGCUACCAGCAUGACCACUGGGCACAGACGCACAAGCCGAAGUUUUUCGCUAACCAUCUAAAUCACCAGGGACUUCGGAUCCCAGCCAUAUAGAAGAAUACAUUUAAGGUCUCCACAGAAUGGAGCGAGAAUGAGCAGAGAGCGGCUGCAGGAGAAGCAUGAGCUGGCGGUGUAUUGAGGUCUUCUGCUUCCUGUUUGUAUGGGACCAGGUUACAGUGCAGUCUUCCCACCAGGAUCCAGCCGUUGCCGAGCAACAUGUCUCCAAGCAAUUUGAUUGGCUCAUCUCUGACCGCGGGCCUUUCCACCACUCUCGGAGUUACCUCUCCUUCGUGGAAAGAUUCCGCCAAGGAUUUACGACCAGAUAUAAGAUCUAUAGAGAGUUUGCACGCUGGAAGGUGAGGAACACUGCGAUCGAGAGGCGGGACCUGAUCCGGAACCCGGUGCCGCUCAUGCCGGAGUUCCAGCGGAGCGUGCGCAUGCUGGGCCGACGCCCCUCCACCCAGCAGUUCAUCGACACCAUCAUCAAGAAGUACGGCACCCACAUCCUGAUCUCCGGCACGCUGGGAGGAGAGGAGGCCCUGACCAUGUACAUGGAUAAGAGCAAGCUGGACAGGAAGCUGGCCAAUGCCACCCAAAGCGUGGAGGCCCUGCAUCAGCUGGCGUCCUCCUACUUCAUCGACCGGGACGGGACCAUGAGGAAACUGCACGAGAUCCAGAUCUCCACCAACGCCAUUAAGGUGACGGAGACACGCACAGGGCCGCUCGGGUGCAGCAGCUAUGAUAACCUGGACUCUGUGAGUUCCGUUCUCCUGCAGAGCCCGGAGAGCAAGCUGCACCUGCAAGGUCUGCAGGUGAUCUUCCCUGAGUAUCUCCAGGAGAAGUUCGUCCAAUCAGCUCUCAGCUACAUCAUGUGUAACGGCGAGGGCGAGUACGUGUGCCACGACAGCCAGUGCCUAUGCCAGUGCGCCGAGGAGUUCCCACAAUGCAACUGCCCCCUCACCGACAUCCAGAUCAUGGAGAAUACGCUGCUGGGGAUGGCAGAGUCCUGGGCUGCCUCCUACAAGGACUUUGAGAACUCAGAUGAGUUUAAGUCCUUUCUGAGGAGGCUUCCCGCCACUCACUUCCUGCCUGUGAGCAGCAUUCAGCUGCAGUGGGGGAAUGACUGGGACCUGCAGGCCCGUUACCGCCUCCUGCAGAGCUCUCUGGAGACGCAGCGCCUGAAGAUCCAGCGCGCCGCCCGCAAGCUGUUCGGCCUCAGCGUCCGCUGCCACCACAACCCCAACCACCAGCUGCCCCGAGAGAGAUCGGUACUGCAGUGGCUGAACCGGGUCCAGUCCUACCUGUACUGCAAUGAGAACGGGUUCUGGGGCACCUUCCUGGAGAGCCAGCGGACGUGCGUGUGCCACACUGGGGUCACCCUGUGCCAGCGGCCCAUCCCAUGCAUCAUCGGGGGCAACAACAGCUGCGCCAUGUGCAGCCUGGCAAACAUCUCGCAGUGCGGCUCCUGCAACAAGGGCUACAAGCUGUACCGCGGCCGCUGCGAGCCGCAGAACGUGGACUCGGAGCGCAGCGAGCAGUUCGUCAGCUUCGAGACCGACCUGGACUUCCAGGACCUGGAGCUCAAGUACCUGCUGCAGAAGAUGGACUCGCGACUGUACGUGCACACCACCUUCAUCAGCAACGAGAUCCGGCUGGACACCUUCUUCGACCCGCGCUGGAGGAAGAGGAUGUCGCUGACGCUGAAGAGCAACAAGAACCGCAUGGACUACCUGCACAUGGUGAUCGGGCUGUCCAUGAAGAUCUGCCAGAUGCGCAACAGCAGCAUCGACCCCAUGUUCUUCGUCUACGUGAACCCUUUCAGCGGCAGCCACUCGGAGGGCUGGAGCAUGCCCUUCGGGGAGCACGGCUACCCCCGCUGGGAGAGGGUGCGCCUGCAGAACAGCCAGUGCUUCAACUGGACCCUGCUGCUGGGCAACCGCUGGAAGACCUUCUUCGAGACGGUCCACAUCUACCUGCGCAGCCGGGCCAAGGUGCCCACCACCCUGCGCAACGACACGGGGCAGGGGCCCGUCGACCUGUCCGACCCCAACAAGCGGCAGAUCUACAUCAAGAUCUCGGACGUGCAGGUGUUCGGGUACAGCCUGCGCUUCAACGCCGACCUGCUCCGCAGUGCCGUGCAGCAGGUGAACCAGUCCUACACCCAGGGGACGCAGUUCUACUCCUCCUCCUCCGUCAUGCUGCUCCUGCUUGACAUCCGGGACCGGAUCAACCGUCUGGCCCCGCCCGUGGCCCCUGGCAAGCCGCAGCUGGACCUCUUCUCCUGUAUGCUGAAGCACCGGCUCAAGCUCAACAACAGCGAGAUGAUCCGAGUCAACCACGCCCUGGACAUGUACAGCACAGAGAUCCUGAAACAGUCCGACCACCUGACCACCAAACUCUGCUGAGCCCCGCCCUCGACUGCGGCAGAGAGACAAUUAACU
This is a messenger RNA of Megalops cyprinoides (Indo-Pacific tarpon), 2853 nucleotides long. RefSeq names its product BMP/retinoic acid-inducible neural-specific protein 1. Gene Ontology annotation, biological process: positive regulation of neuron differentiation; negative regulation of mitotic cell cycle. Bases 532 to 2817 code for a protein of 761 amino acids. Lineage: Eukaryota; Metazoa; Chordata; Actinopteri; Elopiformes; Megalopidae. The transcript has 8 exons. The record is from RefSeq and is a predicted model, not a curated record.